CAUCGGCUCAAUCGUCGACGAUUCGAGCCCUAAACAUUUCCGUUCCAUCGUUACCGACGGCAGUGGCAGCGGCGCCGAGUGCCCUCCUCUCUCGCGGUCCCCGUCGCCGCAGCAUAAUUUUACUGGCCUUUUAAUCUCCUUGCUCUGCACUCGCCAUUUCCAGCGGAAAUCAUCCUGUUAGUGUUCUGCCUUGAUUUCGUUCGAAGAUUACAGAUGGUUUUGAUUUACCUAUAUCGGUCACUUGCAAAAGUUGCAAAACCGAGAAUUUUCAAAUCUUAUCGCUCUGCAGCUGGUCAUCAUGAUAUUGCAGUCACUUAUAGUAAACAUAUUCACAGUUUGUGUGAUUCAGUAGAGAGCACACAGGUAAAUCCUGCGAAGAAGGAGAUAUGUCAAGUAGAUGGCCGACAAUUUGUAGCGGGUGGGUUGAAGUCUUUCGAUCACAAUUCACUGGAAACAAAAUUUGUUGUCGAGCCCGUUACUGACUGUGAGACGCCAAAUUCUUGUGCCAAAAUCUGUGAUGAAGCUGAAAGAAUUUGUAAGAUACUGUCCAACCAGCCAAAUUUGAACAUAAAUUCUAGUCUAGAUGAAGCUGGAAUAAGUGUCUCUCCAACUUUGGUAGCCGAAGUGUUGAAGAGACUUAGUAAUGCAGGGAUGAUUACACACUAUUUCUUUAGUUGGGCUGAGAAGCAGAAAGGUUUCGUGUAUACUUCAGAAAUCUUCCACCACCUAAUUGAAGCACUCGGAAAGAUCAAGCAGUUUAGGUUGAUAUGGAACUUGGUGGAUAUUAUGAUGCGUAGAGGUUUGCUGAAGAGAGAAACAUUCACAUUGAUAAUCAGGCGAUAUGUCAGAGCUAAGAAGUUGAAGGAAGCAGUUGAGUCAUUUGAAAAGAUGUCAUUGUUUGGAUUGAAAGCAGAAUUAUCUGAUUAUAACAGUUUAAUAGAUACAAUUAGCAAGUCUAAAAAUGUUAAAAAGGCUCAGGAGAUUUGUAAUGAAAUGAAGAGAACAAAGAGGUUUAUACCUGAUCUUAAGACCCACACCAUUCUUUUGGAAGGUUGGGGCCUUGUUCGUGAUUUGGCCAGCUUAAGAGUAGCAUAUCAAAAAAUGUUGGAUGAGGGCAUUGUACCUGAUGUUGUGACUUAUGGCAUAAUAAUAAAUGCCUUUUGCAAGUCAGGAAUGUGUGAUGAUGCUAUAAAGAUCUUUAAUGAGAUGGAAGCAAACAAUUGCAAGCCAAGCCCUCACAUCUAUUGUUCUCUCAUUAAUGGACUUGGUUCAGAGAAGAGAUUGGAUGAAGCCCUUAAGUAUUUUGAGCUUUCCAAAGCUAAUGGGUCUCCCCCUGAGUUACCAACUUACAAUGCUGUUGUGGGUUCCUAUUGCUGGGUCCUGAAGUUCGAGGAUGCUUUCAGAAUUAUUGUAGAGAUGAAGAAGUGUGGUAUUGGUCCAAAUGCUCGUACCCUUGAAAUUGUACUUCAGCAUCUUAUCAAAGCUGAAAAGAUAGAAGAGGCUUAUGCAAAUUUUCAGAGUAUGGAAAAUAAAUUUGGUUGCGAGCCCCAACUAAACACAUACUCAAUGAUGCUCAACAUGUUUUGUACUGUUGAAAGAAUUGACAUGGCGAUAAAAGUAUGGAAUCAAAUGAAUGAAAAAGGAAUACCUCCUUGUAUGCACAUGUUUUCAACAAUGAUCAAUGGAUUCUGCUCCAUGAAUAGGUUAGAUGAUGUUUGCAGGUACUUCCAAGAGAUGCUGGAUAGGGGAAUCAGACCUCCUGGCCAGUUGUAUAGUAAGGUAAAAGACACUCUCCUUGAUGGAGGGAGGAGGGAUCUGGCUAUUCACUUUGGAUUGGAACUUGAUCAGUUAAGAAACACUCCCCUGCAUGGUUAAGGAAUCCAAUCUCAUGACACAUUCUUUGAUAAAUUCUUGAUGGAUUCCUUUUGAGAUUAUCUCAUAACAAGAAAGAGAGGAGUAUUUACUGCCUAGUUUCUUGAAGCAAACACAAAAUUUGAUUGGUUAAAUUGAGCCAAAGCUUAGACCAGAAGUUUCAUCCUUGUUUUAUCCGGUGUUCUUGCCAGAUAAUCUUUCAUAUAUCAGGAUAUGAGACAAGUGCUUCUAUGGCUCCGACAUGCAUCAUCAUCAAUUUGCCAUAUUGUUAAUGAUUAUCGAUUCAAGUACUUGAAUCAGAUAGAAUUUUUUUACUUUAGAAAUGAAUAUGGAGAUCUUGAUGUUUAGUCAUAAUUAUAGGAGAGUGUAUUGCAAUCUUAUUGUCCAACUGGAUGUGCAGCCAUGCCAUUCGUUGACUUCUAAUUAAGUAAAAUCUCUUCCAUUU
Molecule: messenger RNA, 2317 nt
Organism: Zingiber officinale
Lineage: Eukaryota; Viridiplantae; Streptophyta; Magnoliopsida; Zingiberales; Zingiberaceae
Product: pentatricopeptide repeat-containing protein At1g71060, mitochondrial-like
Exons: 2
Coding region: 214-1875 (553 amino acids)
Molecular function (GO): protein binding
Source: RefSeq, a predicted model, not a curated record